GGUUACCAUGCCAACGAAAGUGAGUGUUGUAAACGGAGUGAAGAGUCAAAGCGGGAAUGGUUGUAAACCAGUGGUUUGGUAUUGUAACGUCCUGAAAAUAAUACUGUAGAGGAUGACUGAGUCAACACAUGAUCUAUGGGCAAGCGUCCAUUUCUUGAUCCGGGAAAAGCUCUAUCGCUCUGCUUACACUGCAGCGGCCAAUGGACUUCAACAAUUUCCUAGAGAUACAGUGCUUCGCCUUUCUAAAGGUGUUGCCUUGCUAUUAGAAGGUCAAACUGCAGAAUCUGUUCGUGCGCUGGAGGCGCUGGCAGCCGAUGUCGUGUCAGGACAAGCCCUGGGUCCUCUGAUAGCCCUGGCUGCUGCACACAAGGCCUGCGCUGUUCCUGACCAUGAAGCUUUGUCAACAGUGGAGGAACGCCUGGCUGAUGAGAAGAAGAAAGCAGGAGAAAAUAGUUUGUACCAGGCUGUGUUUGCACAUGUCUUAUUGGGACAGUAUGAUGCUGCACGCGAAUUGGGUGGCUCACUGCUUCGGAUUUCUUCUGCCUCCUCUGAUGCGCUCGCAGUGUGUGGAUGGGCUGAGCUGCUCGCUGCUUCUGGUGACAAGAAUCUCGCUGAAAAAUAUUUUCAGCAAGCUUUGGAUCAUGAGGGUGGGCAACACACAGAGGCAACACUGGGCAAAGCAACCCUCCUGCAUUUGCGUCGGGAGUCUGAAGCAGCUGCAACCCUUUUGGAUCGUUUGGUGAUUCGAGAUUCUUUGCCAGCACUUAUUGAACGGACUCGUUGUCAGUUAGCCCUCUAUGAUUGGGAGCAAUGCCUGGAGUCUGCAGAUCGUGCCCUCAGUGCUGAUGCUGGAUGCCUACAGGCUCUUGAACACAAGAUGGUGGUGGCAUUGUGUCGGGACGGUGACUGUGAAGGCACAGCUGCAGGGUUACAGCAGUACAUGUCAGAACUUGAGCGCCGUGAGCCGAGAGGAGCAAAGCUGAUGUUAGAAGCUGCACAACUAUUUUCAAGAUGUUGUGGACGUAACAGAACUGUUCUGGCGGAGACUCGACAUCUUGUUGAAAAGGCUGCACAUCUGCGACCUGGUAUUGAUGCUGCAUGCGAACUUGGAAGACAGAGUUUUCUCAGUGGAAAACUAGCAGAAGCAUUACGGCACUUCCGUGCUGCUACACGUGUUGACAACUCAUCUUCAGCAGCCCUCACAGGUCUCAGUCGUUGCCAGAUGGAGGAAGGAGGUGCCUCAGCUGAGCAGGCUGCACGACAGGUGGAAUUUCUCCAUGAAAUUCAUCCAUCUGCAGAAGUGUUAUUCAUGUCAUCUCAAGCAGCUGCAGCGAAUGGUGAUUUUAAAAAUGCAAUAAAAGAGCUAGAUGAAGCUGUUGAAACACAUUUUCGAACAGUACGUACAAUGCCCUUUGGGACAUCUUACUUGCGAGCUGUGGAUCCAGAUUUCCUAAUACAGGUGGCUAAAAAGUACAUUUCACUCAGUCCACCCCAUCCACCAGAAGAAGGGCAGCAGCCAGCGUCUCUACGUCAGGCUGUGACAGUUCUUGAAGCAGCAACCCGUGCAUGCCCUGGAUUGACAGAAGCACAAUUGCUUUUAGCCCGUGUACAAUUCCUCAGUCAUGAUUUGUCAAGAGCAGCGGAGACUUUGCAUCAUAUUCUUGAUUUGGAUUCAACCUCUGCUCCAGCUUAUCUUCUUCAAGCACAGAUACUCAUACAGCAAGGGGAUUUCAGUCAAGCAAUGCAAAGCCUGGAGAUGGGGCUCAGCUACAAUCUGCAUGUGCGUGAACAGCCAUUGUACCAUCUUCUUAUGGCUCUGAUUCAGAAACAUCAAGGCGAGGUGGAUGAGAGCUUGAAGUCACUGCAGGCUGGUCUCCAACUGGAUUGUUCUCAGAUGUCACUAGCGGAUCAAGUGUCACUUUCACUUGAACUUGUGGACACACUUAUUGUAGCAGGUGAUCUCCAGUCAGCAAACAAGCAAUUGUCAGCGGCAGCCGAGUCCUUUGGUGCCACUUCUGAGAGGGGUCGGAUUGUCCUGAUGAAAGCCAAACUACUUCUAGCACAAGGAGAUGUGGCAGCAGCAUUACAUGAGUUAGAAUCUGUUUCCCCUGGGCAAUCCUCAUAUAGACAAGCACAGUGUCAAAUGGCUGAGAUACAUUUAAAGCAUCGUGGUGAUCGUAUGGCUUAUGCUGAAUGUUUUCGUCGUUUGGUAGAACAUGCACCAGGACCUGCAACAUUCUCAAUGCUUGGCGAUGCUUUCAUGCAGCUCCUGGAUCCAGAACGAGCCUUAGAAGCAUAUGAGCAAGCACUGAAACGCUCGCCUUGGGAUGCGGCUUUGGCAUGCAAGGUAGGCCGAACACUAGUAAAGGCUCACCAGUAUGGCAAAGCAGUUAGUUAUUAUAGAGAGGCGAUUAAAGCAGAAGGUAGCAGUGGGCAGCUGAAACUUGAUCUGGCUGAACUGCUUGCGCGAUUGGGUCAGCAUGAUCGGGCAGAGAAGAUUCUUGUUCAAGAGCUUGGUGCACCAUCUGCUUCUGUAGAUGCAGGUCUGGAGUAUCGAGUUAACCUGCUGCGACAACUUUCAAAAAUCCGAGAACGGGCUCGAGACACUGCUGGAGCUCUUACAGCUUUGCGGGAGGCCCGUGAUUGUCAGGUUCGACUGUGUCGCAGAGCUUCGGACAAUGUAACUUUACGUUCUGAAGCAGCAGCUCUUUGUCGAAAGGCAGCAGAACUGGCAGCAGUACUUCGUGACCAUUCUGGAGCUGUACAACUAUACAAGGAAGCACUUGUUCAUGCUCCCAGUGACCGCACUGCCUUAGUUGCAAUGGCCAAGCUGUAUAUGCAGACCAGUGAGUUAGAGCUGUGCCAACAAGCCUGUUCUCAACUGCUUGAAACAGACCCUGACAAUGAGUCAGCCACAGUUAUGAUGGCAGAUUUAGCGUUCCGGCGUGUUGAUUUUGACACUGCUGCUAUGCACUUUCGUCAACUGCUUGCACAGCAGCCUACAUAUUGGACAGCCCUUGCCCGUCUUGUAGAGGUGUCACGACGAACAGCAACACUUCCUGAAGCCGAACCUUUCCUUGAAAGAGCAACUGCGGCUUGCCAGCGACCUGACCAAGAAGCUGGAUUAUGUUACUGUCGAGGACUGUUUGAGUGGUAUUCUGGUAAUCAUAAUGCUGCUCUUCGGUUCUUUAAUGGAGCUCGUCAUGAUGCUGAAUGGGGAAGACAAGCUCUUUACAACAUGAUAGAGAUUUGUCUGGACCAGAGUGAUGAUGCAGGUGGCAAUGGACAGUAUGAAGAUGAUUCAGGAGGAAACUCAAGACUGAUGGCACUGACAACAGCUGAGAGGUUAUUAGCAGAACUGAAACCAAGACCUAGUGGUGCAGGUGGCAGUGAAGAAGCUCUUAGCCAUAGACUACUUGGAAAUUUCAUUCUCUUGGCCUCUCAGCAAAAGACCAACAUCGAACAUGCACUACAGGAUUUGACUGCUCUGGCUAGUCAAGAAAUACAUCGUGAUCAUGCUGGUCUUGCUCUGGGACUAGCAAGGGCUUAUACUCAACUUAAACAGACUACACGUGCACGUAACCAACUGAAACGUGUAGCACGUUCACCUUGGCGUUUUGAGGAGGCAGACUACUUAGAACAGUGUUGGUUGGCACUCGCUGAAGCACAAGGUAGCACUAGUUCUGGAGCUUCUGAAUUAUUAGCUCGUGUCUUGCGACAUAACCGUGGUUGUGUGCGUGCCCAUGAAUUGCUUGGCCAAGCUGCAGAAACAGAACAACGGUACCGAGAUGCUGCCAUGAGCUAUUCUACAGCAUGGGUUCUCAGUAGGCGGUCUAAUCCUGUGCUUGGUAGCAAACUGGCUUUCUGUCACAUGAAAGCAAAAAGGUAUGCAGAAGCCAUUGAUGUCUGCCAGCAAGUGCUUAAGCUGCAACCAGAUUUUCCCCGUAUACGCAAGGAUAUUCUAGAAAAAUGUCGUAGUAAUUUAAGAACUUGAUCACUCUCAGCCUUAAUGGAUUUUGUUAUGAGAGACAUUGUGAACAUCCGUCCAUAAUUUAAGUUAACACAGUAAGCAGCUUUUAUAAACUUAUUGAACUACACAGUUUUGUUAUUUGUCUUCUGUACAUGGUAUUUUACAUUCUACCUGAAAAGUGUUUAGUGUUCACUGUCUUUACCUGUUAAGACACCCUCAUGAACAUUGAAUACAUAUUUCUGAAGGUUGUUAUCAUACAAAAUAAAAUUAAAUAUAGCUUUUUAAAAAAGUGUGCAAGUUAUUGGAAAUAUGCAGUUCACAUGAGUAUUUGAAACCGUGUGACAGUAGAUCAUCACAAGUAGGAAAAGUCACUACAAGUCACCUGUAUAAGUUUGGGAGCCUGCAGCGCAUUUUUAUAUUAUGUACAAGGGAACCUCGAUUUGGUUUGCAUUUUUAAUCAUUAAAACAUUGCAAUGCACUCAAUUUUUAUGUAAAAAUUGCAGCACUUUUAAGAGAAUGAAAUAUUAGGGCUUUGGAUUUGAUUUGACUUUUAUUUAUGUUAAAUUGUUAAAUUAUAUUCAGAACAAAGGAUGUACUGUAAUGUAGGACAAGUCAAAGAAUACAAGAUUACUUGGAGAGAAAGAGGGAGAAAAAGAAAAAUAUAAAUGAUAAAUUUUCUGUAUGCGUAUUAAUUAUCAUUAUUUUCAGUCCAGUUGCUGAAAUUGAGUGUCUGCCAUACUUAUUGGUUCAUACAAUACUACAAACAAUAUGUGCAUAAGACAUGAAACAUUACAUGAUACAUAUGCAAUAAGCAAUAUUACAAUAUAAUUUGUAAUAUGAUGUAUAUUUUGCUUAAUGAAUAGCUCUAAAAAUUCAUUAAAAUUAUAAAAAAUGUGUUUCAGUUUGUUCUUAAAUAUAUGAGGGUAGACAAUAUCCAUUGAACCUUAUUGUAAACUCUUUUUCUUCUGGGCUGGGUAACUCAAUUUUUUCGCUGCAUUGAGAGUUAUUGAAUCUUUGUGAAGACUUUGCUUGUGCCUUGUUCCAUGAUCGUGAACCUCUAAUGUAGUUUGGAAAAGUUUUUUGUUGUUGAAUUCAAAUAUUGUCAAUGAGGAGUUAUAUUGAGCGUCAAUAUGCAGAUGAUCUUGAAAAGAUGCCUGCAAGAUGUCCAGUAUGUAACUCUACAGAUCAACCUCAAAGCUUGUUUUUGUAGAUUAAAAAUGUUCAUUCCACCAUAA
Molecule: messenger RNA, 5205 nt
Organism: Schistocerca serialis cubense
Lineage: Eukaryota; Metazoa; Arthropoda; Insecta; Orthoptera; Acrididae
Product: tetratricopeptide repeat protein 21B-like
Exons: 20
Coding region: 113-3994 (1293 amino acids)
Biological process (GO): intraciliary retrograde transport; protein localization to cilium
Cellular component (GO): intraciliary transport particle A
Molecular function (GO): protein binding
Source: RefSeq, a predicted model, not a curated record